CCCCACUUCUCGAUGCAAUCCUUGGCCAAAGUAGUUCUCGUUGUCGCCAACAUCGCGCUAAUCGGUGCUGGUGCCGUCUUGAUCUGGCUGGGGGUGCAGUCCCACAACGGGGGGUACGGGAGCGACAUCUUCUCCACGAAGACGGCCACCAAUGUGAGCACCAUGUCCACGCUCCUGAUGGUGCAAGGAGUAUGCGCGAUCUUGAUUGCAUUCGUCGGGUUUGGCGGUGCCGCGUGGCGCAACCGGUCCCUCCUCACGUUGUACUCGAUCUUCGUCGUGCUGGGGUUGCUGUUGUUUGUGGCGAUCGCAAUCGUUGGCUUCAUGUCGGCGUUCCAGGCCAACUCGUGGAUCUCCCAACCCUUCCCCGCCGAUCCCACAGAGAACGACCUCGCCACGGAGUUCAACCACGUGUACUGCUACGCCCAAGGGGGGCGCUUCUGCGUCUCCGCUUCCAUCAACGACGCCGUGCACACGUUCUUUCCGUCAGGGAUGGGGGGUGACGUCGCCCUGGCGGCAUGCAAGGCGGCCGGGGUCGAUGUCAACGCCAAAACAGGUCUUGUGGGUUUGUGCGACCAAGUAGAGGCUAAGCUGGCGUCGGUGCUGUCGAACGCGUUGCCCAAGACAUUCAAGGAAGCAUGCGCGACGUGCCGACAGGUCAAGGCCGCGUUUGGCGACCGAUCAUCCAAAUCCCUUUUCGAGUGGGCGGAUGCCACGUGCCCCUUGACCAACGACACGGCGAUUUGGUGCGCCAAGUUGUUCCUCUCAAAGUCCAAUCAAACCGUACAAACUGACAAGGACAACGCCACUCCGUACACACAGUGUCGCACACCAGUGUUGGAGCUGUGGCGGCAGUACGGUAUCAAAGGGGGCGUGGGGGGCGUCGCGCUGGCGUUGCUCUCGUUUAUCGUUAUUGCCGUGUUGUUCCAAGCAGAACUCCACAAUGGCAAUGGUGGCGGGUAUACUCGCGUGUAA
Messenger RNA from Aphanomyces astaci, 972 nucleotides. RefSeq lists its product as hypothetical. The record is from RefSeq and is a predicted model, not a curated record. Gene Ontology annotation, cellular component: membrane. Bases 13 to 972 code for a protein of 319 amino acids. NCBI's taxonomy places the organism in Eukaryota, Oomycota, Saprolegniomycetes, Saprolegniales, Verrucalvaceae. The transcript has a single exon.